Molecule: messenger RNA, 3086 nt
Organism: Penaeus chinensis
Lineage: Eukaryota; Metazoa; Arthropoda; Malacostraca; Decapoda; Penaeidae
Exons: 6
Coding region: 243-2663 (806 amino acids)
Biological process (GO): proteolysis
Molecular function (GO): cysteine-type endopeptidase activity; protein binding
Source: RefSeq, a predicted model, not a curated record
GCGUGUAGAAAACAUCCAAUAUUUUAAGACGUUCAGAUAAUACCUUGAGGCAUUAUUGUGUGUGUGAGGAAGGGACGUAUUGCAGUUUAUUGCGCAAAAUCGUUGGUGUUUGUACUUAGUUACUAAUUACUGGAUUAAUAAUAAGAAUAAACGGCGAAGAAAAAUCAAAUAAUAGGAGAGACCAAGCACGGUCACCGGCGCCCUCACAGCCAGUUCUUCUCAACGAACUUAUCCUAGGGAACAUGGCUGAUAAAACACCACCUUACAUUCCGGAAGAUUGCCUUCCCGUGGAGGAAGUGACUGGUCUUCGAUCUGAAGUUGUGCGAACCAACUCAUUCUUCUGCCAGUCUCUGCUGCGGGAAAUGUCUGAAAAUUCAUUGAUUUUGCUUCCCAGCGCAAAGAUCUCAAAUGAAGAUUUGGCCAACUGUAACAGUUACUCUUCCGAAUCGAAAGAAAAUUCGAGCGUGACGCCGGAUUCGUUAUUCAAGCUAAUAAGACGAUGCAGUGGCAUGGAGAAGACUUCAGUAUCUGGAAAUAUGUUUAAUGACCAGAUAAUCAAAAUGCCUAGCAACUUGCCUACAUAUGUUUCAUCAGAAGAAACGUCAAAAGAGACGGUGCCUGAAGUACCCAUGAACAGAUUCUGCAGUGCAAAUACACAUAUUUCCUCCAAGGAAGUGGAAGUUCCAACAAGUCAAGCCCCGUCCAAAGAAUUCUCCCUGAAGAGGUCCAGGAACUUGUUAAUCGAAGGAGAAUCUGAAGCUUCAUUAGAAAAGAGAGCUAGGGUCUCAGAGGAAGUUGGUACAGCAGAACAGGCUCCAUCAGAAGGAACUAUGACAGAUACAAAAGUGAAAUCCGGAGUCUCACCUAAUGAAGACAAGUCAGGUCAAACAGCAGAGAAAGAGGCAGUGAUAUCUGAGGCCAUAAUAACCAGUGAGAAAUCCACGGAUGUUCCAACUGCAGGAUCUGGGAAAAUGUCUCAGAGAUCGUCAUAUGUGCCAAAUCAGCAGAAUACAUCCUCUAUAGCUUUUGAUAAAGAAAAAGCUUCAGAAGAUAAAUGUUCUGAAGGCGACAGAUGUUCUGUUUGUGGAAAAACAAACUGUCCUUUAGAUCCUAAACAGACCUCGAAAAUAAGCCCAAUUUCCAUGCCCCAAAAGUCACUAUUUGGGAAAUUAAAGUCAUCACGAAAGUCAAAGCAAUCCCAGCUUAAUGUUAUGAUUGCGAAGAGGACGAAGACUACAUCGAAACGUUACAUUAAUACCCGAAGUUCAACAAACAGACUGGCUAAGCGCAUCGUUAACCACACACCACUUCAUGUCUUCAAGUUAAAGGGUCAGCUCUUCAAAGCCGUGGAAGAUGGAGAUAUGGUUAGAAUGCAGGAACUAAUACAAGAUACUGGAGUAACUGUAAGGAAAAACAAGACCAGAUGCACACUCCUUCAUGUUGCAGCGACCUACAACCAACCGGAUAUGGUGAUGUUUCUGCUGAAAUCUAUAAGUCCCAAUGUUACUAACAAGGAGGGACAGACUCCAGCUCAUGUGGCCGCUGAAAAGGGUCACACACAAGUGCUGAAUAUUUUAGUGCGUGACUCUGACUUUGAAGCCGACAAACGGGAUAAUCGUCAUAACACAGUAAAAUCCCUGCUUGGUGGCCAUCUGUUCAAGGCCAUCUUAGAAGGAAACACGAAAGAAGCAGAAAGGCUUGUGGAACUUGGUGCAGACCCAGACAGUCACGGUGGAAAGCUGGUGAACGGGCUGUUGGCACGAGAGCUUGGAGUCACUACACCUCGCCUCCUGGCCAAUGCUCUGAGUAUGGAAUGGGCUGUUACCAUGUUUGCCAAGAAAGCAAGAAAUGAUAAGAAAACCGAUGAAACUGGCUGUCAAAUAUCAGCCGCCUUAAACUCAGUACAACUUAAAGUGCCCACACGACAGUUUCACGUGAGACAUGCAACAGCAAUUCAAGGAGGUGCUGAUGUGUACAAGAUGGACAAAGAAGCACGAGGUUUUGUUCGCAUCUUCAACUUCAGUUCUUUUAAGGACAGAUCCGUCCUGAAACUUCAGCAACUCGACUACGAUGCUCUCAUUAUGUCAGAUGUAUUUGAUAACAUGGGAUACAAGUGUAAAACACAUGCGUCACUCACGGCUCAGCAAACUAAGGAAGUCCUGAAAAAUAUUCGUGAUGCUGAUGAGCUAACAGACGUCGGAUGUGCAAUAUUUGUCAUUUCUGGUUAUAGUGUAAAUGGCAGGAAGGUUCUUACGUCUGAUAUGAAAUCUGUAGACAUCGAUUAUAUCUUAAAUCUCUUCAAAGAUUCCGAAUGUCCUCGGCUCAAAGACAAACCCAAACUUUUCAUCUUUAACUUGUACAACCUGAGUGAAGGGAUCACGACUUCAUGCAGUGAAACUCUAAAAGUGAAGAGGUUGACAGACCCCCUCAACGACAUGGCUUGUAUCUAUUCCAACAACAUUGGUCUCAACUGCAUCCCGAAUGGGAAAGGAACAGCCUUCAAUUGGUGUUUGUGUCGCACUUUGGCAGAGCAUGCAGCUGACCAGGAACUCUGUGAUUUUUAUAGAGAAUUCCUGAAAAAAUAUAACAACAGCUCUUCUACUUUUUCACCUGAACUGAGGUACUUUGGCUUCACCAAGAAAUUCUUCUUUAACCCUAUGUAAAUUUAAUGAGAUCUUCUGAGAAGCGUUUUUUAUCUGAUCUAUAAACCAUUAAUUUAAGACAUAUGUAAUGGCAUGUUAAUUGAGUUACUUGAUUUUUUUUAUUCAUUGUUUAAAAACAUUUUCUUGACAAACACUGGUCAUUGGGACAAGCGUAGAAAAGUAACUGUGGUAUUAUUUCGAUAAAUAAGUAUCAACAAAAUAUUUCAACCACACCUCUUGCUUUCUGAAUUUCUAUAUUUUCAUACCUUUUCCACCGGUUCUCGAUAUAAAUGUAUAUAAUAUAUGUAUAUAUUAUGCAGGAAGAUUGCUAGUUAGAUAUCUUCAUAUAUACACAUGAUUUAUUGAUCAUAUUCAUGCAAAUAAUGUACUUAAUAUAUCUAGUCAUGUAAAUGCUUUUAGUGUAAAUGCAUCUUUUUUUGGGUA